Molecule: messenger RNA, 393 nt
Organism: Symbiodinium necroappetens
Lineage: Eukaryota; Dinophyceae; Suessiales; Symbiodiniaceae
Source: the annotation of a GenBank genome assembly
AUGACACCGCCGGCAUCUGACUCUACGGUUGUCGAUAAAUGGCUCAUGCGUGCAGUGGACUCCCAAAACAGCGAAUUGACACCCCUUAGAGCACGGCAGCUCCAAACAAGCAAUGAGGCGCUGCCUACGCCACAAGUUUUUCAAUUCAAGUCCACACCGCACACACUCUGCCUGCCGGCUGCCUUCACGUGUUUUGAGUCGGAAACUAUGUGCAGGAUGCGUAGUGGACGCAUGCUCAAACAACUGCACCCUAGUUGGAGGUUUGAGGCCCUGGAUCUUCACAUCAGCCGGUUUCGGCAUGGUGUCUUGCCAGAAGCCGUAUCGCAGCAUCAACGCUUCUUGAACCUUGCGACACCGGCCAUCGACACAAGAAAGCAACGCAACACGACGGUU